AUGGCGGUUUUCGACUUUACUCUCAAGGCGACCCGCCUUGAGGUCAACUACACACCGGAAGACAAUGUCGUGCUGAAGAACAACGGAAACAGCAUCGGUUGUCAGAUCACCAAGACCGGAUAUUUGACCGGUGGACCCCUUGGUAACAACCAAUUCAAGUUGGCGGAGUUUCAUCUGCACUGGGGAGCUGACAACCGCCGGGGAUCGGAGCAUAUGAUUGACGGGAAGAUGUUUGCAGCCGAGCUUCACCUCGUCCACUGGAACACUAAGUAUGGCAGCAUUGCGGAGGCGAUAGACAAGAGCGACGGGCUCGCCGUGCUCGGGGUUAUGAUUGAGCCUGGACACGAGCAUCCCGCCUUCUCCGUCGUGUCAAACAAUUUUGGUGGGUUGAUCCAACCUCAUAGUAACGCCACCAUCUCCAGCUACCUGAACCCAAGAGACCUGUUGCCAUUCACUGUAAAGAGAAGCCGGUUCUCACACGUGACGUCACGCUGCAUCAGCGACUACUGGACCUACGAGGGCUCCCUUACCACCCAGCCCCUCUUUGAAAGUGUUCAGUGGAUUGUCUUCAAGAAACCCAUUGAGUUCUCUCAAAGGCAGCUGAACGCUCUUCGAGGUGCUCUCAUUGAUUCCGACCAGAAUGUUAUGCAGGACAACUUCCGUCCUCCCGUGCCAAGAAAAGGGAGAACUGUCAGGGCAUCAUUCAGCGAUAAAAAUUCUGUCUAA
Dreissena polymorpha is the source of this 726-nucleotide messenger RNA. RefSeq names its product carbonic anhydrase 2-like. Bases 1 to 726 code for a protein of 241 amino acids. NCBI's taxonomy places the organism in Eukaryota, Metazoa, Mollusca, Bivalvia, Myida, Dreissenidae. Gene Ontology annotation, molecular function: zinc ion binding; carbonate dehydratase activity. The record is from RefSeq and is a predicted model, not a curated record. The transcript is spliced from 6 exons. Gene Ontology annotation, cellular component: cytoplasm.